AUGAACCCGCGAUCUGCUCAUCCUUACCAGGUGUAUGACAGGCUCUACCCGCCCGGCAUCGCGCAGUCUAGCUACUCUCGGCAGCUCUAUAGUGCGGUCCGUGGAAGCGGGAGUGCUCAGCCGUCACCGUUCGGGCAAGCUCAUGGGCACUCGUUCACACUCGAGAACGGUCAGGAAACUGGUCUUGGGCAACCUUACGAUGCCACGCAAACAGGUGCCUACCCACAGCCCAUAAACCCUCAGCUCGGUUACGGUGGUACCCCAUCAGGGGUGAACGCCCAGCCAGCUGAGCUUGGGCAACUUUACGGCGGUAUUCGAGCAACAGGGCACGCGCAGCAAGCUGGGCUUGAGAUACCUCAAGCUGCGCUCCCCCCUGCCAGCAACGCUCAGCCACCAAACCUUCAACAGGGUUAUGGCCCUUUCCAGCGCGAGUUCGGGAAUGUACAGGCAGCUAUUCAGCACCUCGACAGUGUGAAGUGGAGGCCAGAAACAGCUCAUACCGCCGACCCUACCUUCCCAACGAAUGAUGCUGAGAUUGAGCGUCACGUCCUGGCGGUCUACAACGCGCUCGUGAACCUGGACAACAUAAAAGAUGCACCGCAUUCAAGGCAAGCCAGUAGGUUCAGGCGGCAGCAUUGGAGCCAAGCGGACGUAGAGGCCCGAGCACAUCAAGUCGUGAAAACCGCUCUGGACCUGCAUCAGCAUGGCUCGAGACUCAUGGAAGGCCUCGACCAGGUAGGGCCUCGUGCAGCAGCCCGUCAGCACAAGUUCGGCGAACGGAUGACCCACGUCUGCAAUCUUCUGCGCCGUUACAAGACUGCCUGUUUGGAUGUCAUGGAAGGCCACAAGCUAGGGCAGAUUGUCAAUAACCCCGAUGCCGUAGGGAGCCGGAAGGAGACCAAUGCCAAGAACAAUGACAACAAGAAAUCGCUCUACCAGGAUGGCCAAGAUGCUAGAAACGCUAGGAAACGCAAGCGCGAAACUGGAGCUGAGGUUGAGGCGUCUGAAGAGGAAGAGAGCCAGCCUGAGGAGGAAACGGCUAAUCCGAGUAAGAAGCGGAAGAUUCAGGCUCCCAGGAAGACCCAGCCGGCUCGAAAGGCGGCAAAAGCAGCACAAGAUGGGGCUCAGCAGCAACAUGUGGAUGCACCCGCUCGAUAUGACUCCGUUGGUACAGGAAUGCCAACCGUGCAAGCCAUGAACGCGCGAGAAAGCCGUACGGGCACCGCUGACGCUCACCCUCCUGCGGCGCUUGCAGAAGCUCCCAGAGACAGAACAGCAAGCACACUGCACCGUCCGGGUCCGAGCAGCUUCCACGGUAUUCAGGCCCAGCAACGCUUGCAGCCUGCGAGCUCGCCGGCAGCAUCAUUGGCCUCGCCCCAAGUUUCUGCAGCACAAGAAGGCGAGUCCAGGACGAGCGUCGCUCCUGGUCUUACGCCAGUGGCAGACCCAGCCUUGAACGCGCCAGCGAACAUGCCUUACUUCCAAUAG
Messenger RNA from Coniosporium apollinis CBS 100218, 1488 nucleotides. RefSeq lists its product as uncharacterized. Lineage: Eukaryota; Fungi; Ascomycota; Dothideomycetes. The transcript has 3 exons. The record is from RefSeq and is a predicted model, not a curated record. Bases 1 to 1488 code for a protein of 495 amino acids.